Messenger RNA from Eruca vesicaria subsp. sativa (arugula), 1010 nucleotides. The record is from the annotation of a GenBank genome assembly. NCBI's taxonomy places the organism in Eukaryota, Viridiplantae, Streptophyta, Magnoliopsida, Brassicales, Brassicaceae.
GUCGGAGAAAAAAAAAUCUGCGUAAAGCUUCGUCCUUUGUGCGUGUGGGGAGGAAAUAGCCUGGCUGGGUUUCUCUUCUCUCCCAGACGAUUCUGCGUUGGCAAAAUCCAGAGUAUAUCUGAAUCACGACGCCGAGUCAACUCGCUCCGAGUUUCUCCAUAAGGAGCGAUGAAUCGGCUGAGAGGGCGAGGGGCAUGGCUUCUAGGUUCAGCAGCUAUGCCUCAUCUGAAGAAGAGAGCCCAGAACUCAUUGGUCGCUCUCCAAGACUCUUAUAUCUCCACCAAGGAUUUGUUGGAGAGGCAGAGGGUCGUGUUUACAGUUGCAACUUCUGUUGCAUCUGUUGCUACCGCUUGGAUUGGUUAUUCGUUACGCCACUACAAUGAAACUAGGAUCGAUCAGAGGCUGGAAUCGAUUGAAAAUGCGAUGAAACACACUCAUGAACUGGAACGAGGAGAACUCAAGGAGCUUGUUGAUCCAGUGGGUUCCAGGUUCACUUCAACAAUUGCCACCGCUGGAACAACUUUGAUCCUCGGGUAUGGCUUGGGUUGGCGUGGAGGGAUAUGGUAUGCAAACAGGAAGUUUAAAAGAGAACAAAUGAUAUUGGCUGGGCAGUUAAAACCGAGAGAAUGGAAGUUAUUAUUAGGGAGGAUUAAACCCCGAGCUUGGCCUACUUCAAGGUUCCUUAGACGACCUUUCCCAAGGCAGAACAAAACAGCAACAACAGAUAAUGCUUUGAAGACACCACCACCACCUGAGGGUGCCGCUUGAAAGAAUCAGAAAAAACUGGUUUGGGGAGAAACAAUUCAAAAAGCAAUUAGCUAAUCGAAACAAAAGAACGAUUCCCUUCUUUUUUUUUGCUCUCUCUGUAGAUUCUCGAAAUUAAUCCAAGUGUAUACACAUCCGUUUUUGUCAUGAAGUUGUUCCUUGUAAUUGAUCAAGUUCAAAUACUGUCUGCAUUUUUUUCUUCUUGAGACAAUAUUAAUUGCAAUGAACAUGAAACCUGCUUCACG